AUGAGGCUGGUUCUGUUCCUCCUGGCCGCCCUCGCAGCCGCGGCGCCUACGGGAUGCUAUCCGUUACACAGACGACAGACGGCAACGCUUUGCGAGAGAAACGGCUACUGGUCCGGCAACGGGUACGAGGUUAACAACAACAACUGGGGCGCGGAGUCGGCGUCUUCGGGCUCACAGUGCACAUACGUCGACAGCAGCUCCAGCUCCGGCGUUUCGUGGCACACGACGUGGACCUGGGAAGGUAAUGAGAGUCGGGUGAAAAGCUACGCGUAUUCCGGUAGGCAGGUCGCGAGGGGCAACACCAUUUCCUCCAUCACCAGCAUGCCAACGGAAGUAUCGUGGAACUACAAUACUAGCGACAUUCGCGCAAACGUUGCCUACGAUUUCUUCACUGCCGAGGACCCGAAUCAUUCGAACAGUGGCGGGGACUACGAAUUAAUGAUAUGGCUUGCCGUGUUUGGGGACGUCGCUCCCAUAGGCUCCUCAAUGGGCACCGUCAUGGUCGGCGAGCAUAGUUGGCAGCUCUAUGUCGGCAACAAUGGCGGCAUGAGCGUCUACAGCUUCGUGGCCACGAGAAACAUGAAUAGCUUCAACGCCGACGUCAAACCAUUCUUCAGCUACCUGGAGGACAAUGAUGGCUUUCCGGCCCAAAGCCAGAAUCUCAUUGUCUUUCAAGUUGGCACAGAAGCCUUCACUGGUGGGCCGGCUACUUUUACCGUUUCUCAGUUCUCGGCCAGUGUGGAUAUGUGA
Molecule: messenger RNA, 750 nt
Organism: Chaetomium fimeti
Lineage: Eukaryota; Fungi; Ascomycota; Sordariomycetes; Sordariales; Chaetomiaceae
Product: concanavalin A-like lectin/glucanase domain-containing protein
Exons: 3
Coding region: 1-750 (249 amino acids)
Biological process (GO): polysaccharide catabolic process
Molecular function (GO): cellulase activity
Source: RefSeq, a predicted model, not a curated record